Messenger RNA from Penicillium roqueforti, 1776 nucleotides. RefSeq lists its product as uncharacterized. The record is from RefSeq and is a predicted model, not a curated record. The transcript is spliced from 2 exons. Lineage: Eukaryota; Fungi; Ascomycota; Eurotiomycetes; Eurotiales; Aspergillaceae. Gene Ontology annotation, biological process: regulation of DNA-templated transcription. Bases 1 to 1776 code for a protein of 591 amino acids.
AUGUCUGGGCUUGAAAUCGUCGGGGUCGUUGCCAGCACCUUCCAACUCGCAGAGAUUGGAAUCAAACUCUCGGUCAAGCUUUGUUCCUUUUACCGCCAGAUCAAAGAUGCGGAUAAUUCCGCACAGCGUCUUGCAAGUGAUGUCUCACUCACUUGCAGUAUCCUAUAUCAAUUAGGCAAGAUCUUGGAACAGGACAGCCAGACAAAGCUUUGCUCCCAGCAGGCCUUUCUGACGGCCCAGGAAGUCUUGGAGGAAUGCGAGAAAAUCUUCAGUCAAAUAGACGAAGCAAUUCAGAAGAAAGAUCCGAGUUCUGGUAAAAGCAAAUGGGAACGUGGCACACGGAGGCUUACAAUUGUGAUACUUGGUCCCGAUCUUGACGUGUUGAACUCACACUUGGACAAGUUAAAAUCGACCAUGUUGCUGAUGCUGAAUGUGAUUAUGUAUGCAAGAGAAAUUAACCGGACAUCCGAUCAUUCUUCGCUCGAAUGCCAACGCCAGUUGAUUGAAACGCUUCUCCGGGAGAAAGCCGAAACUGAAGCUAGGUUAAAGAGACUCAUCAAUGUGGCCGAUAUUCGUUCAGAUUGCGAUGGAGUGGGUAGAUUGUCGUCUUCAACACUGGGUGCGAAACCUAGCAUGAGAGUGUGGCAGCGACCUUCAACCGGAAACGAAAUUGACAAGUAUUAUGACCUUGUCAAAAGUCUACUAAAUCAAAUCGAUGCUUGUCAAAUAAACUUUCAACAAGAUCGCCAUUUGAGGAUUAGAGAUGGAGUGGUGAAUGUUCACAAGGCCGAACUUGCCAUAUUUCAACAAUCCCAUGGAAAGGCAGCGGCACAGGCUUUUGAUUGCCCCUAUUUCAGAAUUAGCCACCGAGGAAGGGACAGUUCUUUUACCCCAAAGCCGAACUCCAACAUCCCCUCUCAAACGGCUGAGGCGUCAACGAAACGAUCCACCUUGAUCACAUUGGGAAAUUGCCAUUCUUUUGGGCGCAGCCCCUUGCCUGCUAUUCGUCGAGCCUCCACCAGUAGUUUGGAUCUUGAGGCCGCUCAUAAAAUGUCAAGGAAUCACCCCGGUUACCGUGAAUACACUAAACUUGAGCUUAAAGAACCUAUGGGGGAAAUGUUCAUCAACCAGUCCAGCCCAAGAAUUAGAAGAAACUCAGCAUCCGCAGCAGACCUUCAUGAAACUUCUGUUGGCUUCUCAAUGUCCGAUCUGCACCCUGUGGCCAGCUUGGGUCGAGCUCGGUCUCCGGGUCCUUUACCUUCAACUUCCAAUCAAUGUGUGGCCCCGCGCGAGCAGUUUGAUAGAGACUACCCUCUCAACCCGCGCUAUCCUACAGCGAAGUAUUCGCUUGAUCGGCCUCUCAGCAUGACUGUGAUGGACGAGCAUCCCCACAUGCUGCGUAAAGAAAGACCUAACCGGCCUCAAGGGCCCCCAUCAACUUCUGUGGGAUUUGACAAUAUUCGCGUCAGAGCCCGACCAUCCACAUACGCCAACAACGGAGGCCACGACCUUGCUCCAAUAGCCUUACCCCACGAGUCUGACGAUAGUUGCGAUACGUACCCCGACAGGCACCGUCGGCGUCGCCGCAUACAUCGCUGCGAGAGUGAUAGGCACGGCGGUAGUCGAUCCCUGGAACAGAAAGCACUUGAUGCCAGCAGUUCGAAACUGGUGGCGACCUCAGGUAAGGAAAGUCCCAAGAAGCGUGUUGCGUGGGAUACUUUGGAAGAUCUGAUGCUUUCCUGGACGACACUUCCCCGGGAUAUGAUUCGGCUAUGA